Molecule: messenger RNA, 674 nt
Organism: Entrophospora candida
Lineage: Eukaryota; Fungi; Glomeromycota; Glomeromycetes; Entrophosporales; Entrophosporaceae
Source: the annotation of a GenBank genome assembly
GGUCUGCAUUCAAGUUGAUUACUGGUAGAUCAUAUCAUCAUGGAACUAUGCUAAUCAAUGCCGACAUUAACAAAAUAAGACGCUAUUUAAAAGUUGAAAAAGAAAAAUUAAUAACUAAAGGCGUUGAAUCUAUUCCAUCACCUGUCACAAAUCUUAUCAAGUACUCUUCAUCGAUAAAUCAUCAAUUAUUUUGCGAUUCAAUGAUAAAAGUUUUCAUGAAUCAUUAUCAUAAUAAUUGUGAUAAAAAUUUUGAUUAUAAUAAUGUCGAUUUUCUUCAGCAUAUUGAUGAUAGAACUAUUACUGAAAUUCCAAAGAUUAAUCAAUAUGUUGAUGAACUUAAGUCAUGGGAAUGGACUUUUGGUCAAACACCAGAAUUUACUCAUGAAUUCGAAACAGAAUUUAAAUGGGGCCAUGUGAAAGUAUUCAUUAAAUCUAAAAAUGGAUUAAUAAAAGAUGUUAUCUUCACAUCCACUAUGGAAAAAUAUUAUUAUUUGCUUGACAUUUUCAAAGAGUCAUUAGAAGGAUGUAAAUAUGACGAGGAAGGAAUAGAUCAAGCUGUUGAUAAAAUUUUUAUGAACGUAGAAUUAUUUCUUGAUAUGGGAAUUUAUGAACCAUUGGAUGAAAUAAAUGAAUUGAUUACUAAUCUAAGCAUUUGGAUAAAAAAAUCUUUGUGA